AUUAUAUUUUCAUUUUCCCCAAAAGUUCAAUCUACCAAAUAUCUGCAACCACCGUCUCUUCUCUCUCUCUCUCUCUAAAAUUCUGACUUUUGAUUCAAACCCAGACCAAUUCUUGAAAAUUUCUGCAAAUGUUUGCGAACGUGAACUGAAAUUGAAGAAAACCCUAUAUUUGUAAUUUCGUAAUCAGAUUGGAAGAUGGGUGAAGAAGUGCAGAUGAGUGAAUACGGAAGAGGGGGCGAAGAUGCCGGAGACGAAGACAGAGUGUCGGAGUGGGAGAUGGGUUUACCCAACGCCGACGAUCUGACUCCUCUCUCUCAGAAACUGAUCUCGCCGGAGCUCCUGUCGGCCUUCAGCAUAUCCCCGGAACCCUCCCGGAGCAUACUCGACGUAAAUCGAGCCUCCCAGACCACCUUAUCGAGUCUCCGGGGACAGUCUCAGACACUGUUUUCGUCCGCCAAUUUCAAUCUCAACGACGAAGAAGCCAGAGAUCCUCUGGUUGUAGAAGAUGUGACCGAUAAUUCGGAACCGAGGAAGAUUCGGAGGGUGGACAGCGGCGGCGCGGAGGAGGAUGACUCGGCGCUGCGGACGGAGAAUUGCAGCGUGAAACGGCCGCGAUUGGUGUGGACGCCGCAAUUGCACAAGCGGUUCGUCGACGUCGUGGCCCAUCUGGGUAUAAAAAACGCGGUGCCGAAGACGAUCAUGCAAUUGAUGAAUGUUGAGGGCUUGACCCGCGAGAACGUGGCCAGUCAUCUGCAAAAGUACAGGCUUUACCUGAAGAGGAUGCAGGGGUUGUCGAAUGAGGGUCCGUCGCCGUCCGAUCAUCUCUUCGCGUCGGCGCCGGAGCCGCAGAGCUCACAUGAGUCGGGAGGAGGGAGUGGACAUGGACAAGUUCCGGUGCAUUUUCCGAUGCCUUAUGCGCCGACACAGUUGAUGCCGAUGCCGGUACCGGUACCGGUGCCGGUUUUCGGUCAUGGUUAUGGCCAUAUGGGUAUGCCGGUGGGUAAUCCAGCGGGUCCGGGUCAGUAUCAUGGGUUUGAGUCUCAUCCUUUCAAUAUGCAGCAAAGAGACUGGUCAGGGACUAUGUUUGGUUAUAAUCAUGUUAGUCAUAAUGACAAAUAACUUCAUUAGGGAGGCUAGUUUUCUUUGGAUCUAUUUGAACUACUAUAAUUGAGUUCUUUAAAUUGUUAGCAUUUGCAUCAUAAUUAUUCUUAAUGAAUCUAUCUUUGUAAUGAUAAUAAAUUAACAUUACAGCACAAGAUUUGAUUUGUA
Cornus florida is the source of this 1269-nucleotide messenger RNA. Its product is annotated as transcription factor PCL1-like. NCBI's taxonomy places the organism in Eukaryota, Viridiplantae, Streptophyta, Magnoliopsida, Cornales, Cornaceae. The record is from RefSeq and is a predicted model, not a curated record. The coding region runs from base 196 to 1119 and encodes 307 amino acids. Gene Ontology annotation, biological process: regulation of DNA-templated transcription. Gene Ontology annotation, molecular function: DNA binding; DNA-binding transcription factor activity. The transcript has a single exon. Gene Ontology annotation, cellular component: nucleus.